This is a messenger RNA of Saxophila tyrrhenica, 2907 nucleotides long. It is a transcript of the gene LAS21, whose product is annotated as major facilitator superfamily transporter protein. Gene Ontology annotation, biological process: GPI anchor biosynthetic process. Lineage: Eukaryota; Fungi; Ascomycota; Dothideomycetes; Mycosphaerellales; Extremaceae. The record is from RefSeq and is a predicted model, not a curated record. The transcript has 3 exons. Gene Ontology annotation, cellular component: endoplasmic reticulum membrane. Bases 1 to 2907 code for a protein of 968 amino acids.
AUGUCGUGCCCUCGCUCCCUCCGCCUCGCCGCUCUGUCGCUCUCCAACAUUCUUCUACCCAUAGCUGUCCUGGUGUUCGCGACGGGCUUCUUUCCGUAUAAGCCCUUUUUGCCUGGGCUGGCGCGGUUUGAGGAUGUUGGGGAAUUGCGCGGUGGGAAGGAAGAGCUGGGAGAGAAGGGUGGAGGCCCAAGAGUAGGUGCCGGAGGAGCCAGGAGGGGGCAGGAAGAGGCGGUGUUCGAUCGUGUGGUGUUCAUGGUGGUGGAUGCGUUGAGGAGUGAUUUUGUGUAUGGGGAGGGGAGUGGGUUUGGGUUUACGCAGAGCCUCAUCCGCUCCGGCGCCGCCAUCCCCUUUACCGCCCACGCCACCCCACCGACCGUCACGAUGCCACGCGUGAAAGCGCUCACCACCGGCUCCGUCCCGUCCUUCCUCGACCUCAUCCUCAACUUCGCCGAAUCCGACACCUCCUCCUCCCUUUCCGCCCAAGACACCUGGCUCGCCCAGAUCCUCGCCGCGAACGGCAGCAUCGUCUUCUACGGCGACGACACCUGGCUCAAACUCUUCCCUCCGUCCCCUGAAGGACAACCCUUCUUCAAGCGGUCCGAUGGGACCAGUAGCUUCUUUGUCUCGGAUUUCACAGAGGUUGAUAAUAAUGUCACGCGUCAUGUGCCAGAUGAACUUGCCCGGAGCGAUUGGAAUGCUAUGGUGUUGCAUUACUUGGGGCUGGAUCAUAUCGGGCAUAAGACGGGGCCGCAGGGGCCGAAUAUGCUGCCGAAGCAGCGGGAGAUGGAUGGGAUUAUUAAGAUGAUCUAUGAGGCUAUGGAGGGGUAUGAGCAUCAUGAGACGACGCUUUUGGUGCUGGCUGGUGAUCAUGGGAUGAACGCUGGUGGGAACCAUGGCGGCAGUGGGCCAGGGGAGACGGAACCGGCGCUAUUGUUCGCGAGUCCGGUAUUCAAGGCGAUGGAGAAGAGACAGUAUGAGUGUCCGACGCUGCCGAAGGAAGGCACGGAGUUCCAUUACUACAGUAAGGUGGAGCAGAGCGAUCUUGUGCCGGCGCUGGCGGCCAUGAUGGGUAUGCCGGUGUCGAAGAAUAGUCUGGGUGUUCUGCUACCGGAGCUGACGGGCCUAUGGAAGGGGGAGAGGAGGGUGCAGCUGUUGCUGCAGAAUGCGAAGCAGUUGCUGCACAUUGUGCGGGCAAAGUAUGGUGGGGAGCGGUUCGACCGCGACGCGGAGUCGCAUGCGAAGGCUAUGGAGGAAGGAGACGGAGGUUGUCGAGGGCCAGAGGGCGAUGAGGAGAAGUUGAUUCAUGGCUGGGGCGAGGUGCUGUACUGGCUCGCGCAGGAACGUGGGCUGGAGAAUGAUCAACUGCUGGAAGAGGCGCUCUACCGGUUCUUGAAGCUCGCGCAGGAGACCAUGAGCGAUACGGCAAGCUCGUACGAUAUUCCGCGCAUGGUGACGGGGAUGGCGGUCGCGGGUGCUGCGCUAGUCUUUGCAGUCAUCUCGUCCCCAUCCCUUUGGCCGCCGGGCAUUGCUGGAAUGUCUUUCACGCUCAUCUGCCUGCUGUACGGAGUCAUGAUGUUCGCCAGCAGCUACGUCGAGGAAGAGCAACAUUUCUGGUAUUGGCUCACUCCAGUCUGGGUGAGCAUUCUCAUAGCAAAGAGUCUUCGCAACAGAUCAGACAUGACCUCUGCCUGGCGAACAGCAGCAGCUGGAGCAAUUUUGCUCUGCAGUCACCGCCUCGCCGUCCGCUGGAACCAGACAGGCCAGAAACACGCUGGAGAGCCGGACAUUGUGCACGCCAUCUUUCCGGAGCAUCACAUGCUGAUGUGGCUUCUCAUUCUGCUGACAUAUAUUAUGAACGGCUACUUCAUACACACCAGAACCUUUGCUGGACUCUUGAUACCGGAGCUCACUGCUUUCGCGGACGUCUCCCUGAUCGUCCUCGCGACCGUAUUCAAGCUCAACUUCACGCAGGCUGAUGCUCCGGAGUUGGUGCAGGGAUUGGCGCUGAAGUUGAGAGAAUGGAGCGAGCCAUUCAGCCUGGUGGUGCAGGCACGAGCAGCAUUUGCCACUAUGGCCGUCACGGGAGCCGGAGUGGUUGUGCUCGCUAUACGCCAGGCGAGAGGCAAGAGUGGCCAAAAAGCUAAGGCUGCCCAGACGAGCAUCGCCUUGACUGAAAGGCUUUCUCAUCUACUCACGCUGUUUUUGAUGACGCAGACGCGAGCCCCGAACGUCCCUCUGUUCCUCGCGCUCGAAACGCAGAAGUCUGCGCUGGGCUGGCUGCUUUCGACACAAAGCUCGAGUUCGAAAGAGAAAGCCACCAAGCCUCGAACCUCAGCCGUCGAGGCAGCAACAUCAGUAUUACUGCUGUCGCAUACGUACUACUUCUGCAUGGGCGGCUCGAACUCCAUCUCCAGCAUCGACCUGAGCAAUGCCUACAAUGGCGUUGCAGACUACAACAUUGCUGCCGUUGGUCUCCUACUGUUCUCCAGCAACUGGGCGGGUCCGAUCUGGUGGUGCAGCGCCGCUGUCUUGCUGUGUACACAACGGCCAGCGAUUGCCAGUCGCAAAGAGACCGCUGGAGCUGAGAAGGAUCGAGACUGGGUCAUGGUCGAACGCGAGAAGUUGCAAGAGGAUGCCAAAGCCAUUGCGAAGCAAGCGAACGAGCAGCCAGCGUCGGAAGAUCCCCAUGCUGGCGCCUGGUUUGUGUAUGUUGCCAGCAUGACAGCCUUCGUGGCAACGUCCCUGCUGGCUGUCAUGGCGGCAUGCACAGCUCUGCGGACGCAUCUGUUCAUCUGGACCGUUUUCAGCCCGAAGUACUUGUACGCUCUGGCCUGGUCGCUGGGUUGGCAUCUGGUCGUCAAUGUCGGCUUUGGCAGCCUGCUGUACCAGCUUUGUAGUAUAGCUUGA